AGAAUUAUAGGAAGUGAAUUCCGGAGAAAAGAUGAGAGUCUUCCGUAAUAUGUACAACUUGAAGAGAGACUUCGAGAGACCUAGAGGGAAGGAGUAAGAAAAGCAUGUUGGCGGAAUAGCAAAACUCCUAAUAGUCACUUCUAUUCCGAUAUAUAUCACGCUUGACUCUGUCUUCGAGGCUCUAAAGCGUGAAGAAGAUGUCGACGGUUGACGAGUCUCCUGGUCUUAGGGGUAGCAAGAAGCUCAAAAAGCGUAACAAAAAGAGGAGGACUUCGUCAGGCCAUUUUUAUGAAAUAGAAUGGCAAGAACUGCAUUAAUUUAUACAUAGCACUUUUGGAACUUUCGCAUCAGUCUGAAUCUUAUAAUACUUAUGUAACUAACCUCAUCCCAUAGCAGGACUUAUUCCCCUUUGUUCCCUUUCCAAGGUGUGCUGCAAAUCUUGAUUGGCUUUCACCCUUUGGUGAAGGUUUAGGCCCUGCGGCGCUCAAAGCACUAAGUAAAACAACCGGUUAGUUUUCACCUUGAUCACAAUCGUAGACUUAUCCCGUGCAACAAUACAUAUUACUCAUCAUGCACUUGAAGACAAAUAUCCGGUUGGUUUUCCUUCGGAUUUUCCCUACUGCCACUGCGUUAUAGGAUCUGAUCUCCAGGUCGUUAGUCCCUAUCCACAGGCAAAAGCGUAGUCUAUGCAUGCUUAUAUGAGAUUUGAAAAUUACUAUAUCCGUUUUCCUAGUUGUUCUUCCCUACAUCGACACAUCGACCUCCUUUUCCCGGUUUCAUGAUUGCGCUGGAUCUCCUGUCUUGGGUUGCACUGCGCUCCCACGUAGCACUACGGCGGAACAAGACGCUACCCCGAUCGGAUUUAAGGCUAUACGUUCCUAACAAUGUUGAAUCUGAGUGUCGUGUGGGAGAGAAACCUAGAGACCGACGUUUAGUACAGAAGAAGCUCAAGAAACGAAUAAUACUAGAUGACUAAGUGAGAGAGAGAGAUUUCUUCCACAAACCUUAUAUCACACUCCUGGAGUGGGUGCAUUCAUUCAUUCAUUCAUUCAUUCAGCUGCAAGUUGCUAGCUCUGAAUGGUCUACUGUCUAAUAUUCCAACCGGAAAGGGCUCCCAAGUCGUGUCACCUGCGUCUGAUGAUGCUUACGAUGCGCAUGAUGGUGCAGAAAAAGCUAGGAAAAACAUCAGGCAACCACUUCUGCCAGAUGCUACUUUACAACAACCACAAGGUACUAGUCCUACAACUUUUUUUCAGCCUCAAGAAAAUGCCGUCUCCAGUCUUUUCGCUGGUAGAAGUGGUAGUGAUAUUGCAGACGAACAAACUGGUCUUACGGCAAAGGAAAAUGGAAAAGCAAAGGAGUUCGUUGUUCCAAAUGCGGCUGAUGUAAGCCAGAAGAGGAGCUCCUGGUGGUCGUGGGAUAAGCUACUAAGACGAACAUGUGCAACUUCGAUGGCUUGCCUCUUAGCUGGUAGCAUAGUAGCAGGUCAAGUCGCUUUCUUUAAGGCCUCCCCUAAUUCAUCUUGGGAAGCAUCCGCUCGCAAGAGGCUUUUUUCAAGGCAAAAAGGGCACCGUCGAGGAUGUACUACCUCUCAAGAUGGAGGAUUAAGAUGGAGGACUGUCUGAUUUGUACAGAGUGUUAUUCGACCGGUUGCGAGAAGCGCAUGGAGGAGGUGCAGUUGUACCUGCUUUGGACUUGGCUGGCGAUUUACCCUUCGACCUUGACCAUGGCUCUUACAUUAAGGGUAGGCUUUAGGUAGUUCGCUUACCCCCUUCCCCCAGAGCUGGUAGCCCCUAUGCCUCAAGAAUAGGCACAUCUAUCAAUCAAUCGAUCAAUCAAUGAAUCAAUGGCUGUCCUAAGAGGCGAGAAGAGCAUAGCAUCGAACGGGGAACAGAGGGGCCAAGACGAACCUCCCUCUAAUUACAGCAACGCAGUCGAUCCAUCCACAGCUCCAGCAAGGGGACCUUCGUCUUCUUCUACUUCUGAUUCAACAUCAAGAGCAAGCGGACCUUGUUUUUUCGAGAAAUGCUUUGGGCUUUUUGAGAGCGAUGAACAGGAAGAUAAUCGAAAGCUCACAUCGGAGAUCCACAAAAUGAAAGCCGAACUCGAUGAACUGAAAGCCGAAAAAAACUUAUGUUGGUCGACCUUUUUUUUAUCUUCAUCUUCUACUCCAUAAUAUUCACCUUUCUAUUCAUUCCUCUUGGCGUUUAUAGUUUCUUUGGUAGUAACCUUUCGACAUUUAGUUGUAGUUAGAGUGUUAGUUUAAAUUUCCUCUAGGGCCUUCAUGAUCAACAAGCUAUUCAUCUCGGCAUUUGGUGUCUUCGGUAAAAAUGUUUACCCUUUGUUUUUCAAAAGAAUACAGGUGUCGGUUGUAACAAGGGUUGUAGUACCAAGGUGGGUCGCGGACCGAGAUGAAUACAGACACGGUCUAAACAACGCGAAGCUGAAAGAACUCAAGAGCGCAGCCAAAGCCCAGGGUGCCAAAGCGAAGGCCGCUUCAAAGGCAGAACAGUUAUAUUGUUACUAUACUCAUACUUACGUGAAAUUGAAACCUCAAGGUUUGUCGAGUGCUGCCAGUAUCAUAGAAACACUGUCAGGCCACGUCUCUACAGUCAUCAUGAACGAUGGCAACAGGGACAACAGCAUGCAUUGAAACUCCUGGGCGUGUGUCUGUACAUGUAAGAACUAGUAGGUUCGUUUUUAUGCCAAAAUGAAUCCUCUCCACCUGUACGUCUAAGUAGAUUUAGAUUCGAUGUAUUUAAGGUAACUUCUAAGCUCAAAGGUGGCGGAUGAAAUUGAGACACUGAAAAAACUCGACGCGGCUAAAAAAGCAGAAGCAAAGAAAUUACAGCAGGAACUGGAGUUAAGGCUCUUUCGUGCUUCUAAAGACUGCUCGUUAGUUGUGUGCUGCUCGUUAGUUGUGUGCUGCUCGUUAGUUGUUUGCUGCUCGUUAGUUGUGUGCUGCUGAACUGGAGUUACGUUAGUUGGCAUUUCGCGUGUAUACGUCUAAAUACAAAAGUCAAUGAAGAAUUGGCCACGGCGGAGAGGGAAGCAAAGGCGGCCGAAGAAGGAAACCGGUGAAGGACAGCUAUGAAGUAGAAGAAUACUGACGAGGGAGCAUCUUCUACUUCUAGUGCUAGCACGACUCCCAGUGUAAGUAGUGGCGUCCUUGGAGGCAAUACUUUUAAGGUCAGCUUUUGUCCAUCUUUCUCCGCAUCUCCUUACCCCUUUCCCUUGUAUUCUCAUGGAAUACAAGGUAAAAGGGGUCAAGAUGAGGGGGCGGAGAUGUAAUCUAGCAGACUCUAAAAUACCAUCGCGGCUCACGUGAGUGAUUGAACCGCUCCUGAACUCCUGGAUGCUAGAAGAUACAUUUUCUCGCUCACUCACUCGCUCUAUCUGCCUGCUACAUGUACAUUGUGCCUCACGGCUUUAGGUGGCUAAGGCACGGAUGUUGACGUAUGUUGGGACCUGCUUCUCUAGUAUUUGAAGCCCUUAAUGUUGUUUUUAUGAGUCCUUCAUGUUUUCAUGAGUACUAAAAACAAUGGCUCCUCAAGAUGACCACGUGCGCUCGCUGAU
This is a messenger RNA of Amoebophrya sp. A25, 3576 nucleotides long. The record is from the annotation of a GenBank genome assembly. Lineage: Eukaryota; Dinophyceae; Syndiniales; Amoebophryaceae.